AAGAGAGAUGGGUGUGCCUGUUUUUGCUACAACACCAAACCAAACCCACAGCUUUACCUUAACCCUCACCCUCUCGUCCUCUACCACCUCCUCCUCCUUCUUCUGGACGCUUAAAGAAGAAUUUGUUAUUUGAAUUUUCAACACCCUUUACUUUGUUUCUUUCCCAUUUUCCUAAAUUAUCUGUGGUUUUGAGUUUUGUUUUGCUUUGUUUUUUUUGAAAUAUCAUUAUAUGAUCCGAGGGUUGGAUUUGAUUUGCCACAGAAGAUCAGUGAAAUGGUUUGGCUACUGGAUUUUUCUUUGAUCACAGGCCCUCAUCGGCAUAUGCAUUGAUUCUUUCGGCAAUCAUGAGCUAUAUAUGCUGGUCUGGAGGUCAGAACGUCUGUGCUACUCGUAAUUUUUGGAUGUCUAGAAGGUGUUUGAGUUUCUCUUUACAUCAUUUUAAGGGAGUGGGAGUUGAAAUGUUAGAAAUGUGGAUGCCUGUUGUUGAUACAUAGUAUUGGCUUCUCUCCUGAUUUGAGAUUCGCUGCUGUAGGACUUAUGUUCGUGGUUGUAGCAGAAUUUGUGGAGAAUAUGCAGUAGGACUUAAUUAAUUGUUAUACUGAUAGGAUUUGGAGCGACAAUUUCAUGUGUUCAUUAGAUUGAAGAUAACUGGUUCUUUGUUGAUUAGAAAACUGAAUGGAGAAUAUGCGCCAUUAAGCAUUUUUAGAAAUCAGGAUAAGCAUUAGUUGUUUGCAAAUAUAGUGAUGGGAUUGCCGCAAGUUCCCUCAAGUGAAACUAGCGAGGAAGUUGAAGCAGCAUCGUUGGGCACGUUUUUGCCGAGUCCACCUCGAUUCACUAAUGUGAGCACCUGUGAUAUGGAUGGAAUGUGCAGUGAAAGCAUGAGUCCAUUUGCUGGGAAUCCAUUAUGCUCUUCUAUGAGAGAGUCCCAAAGAACCACCUGCUUGGAGCUUUCAGAGGUUGGAGAUGAUUCAUUUAAGUUUAAAGGGGCAAUGGAAGUUGCUUCCAAUAUUAAUGGUAUGAAAAUUGGUUCUGUGGACAAAAGUGGGAGGUUCACACCUAAAAGUGGACGAAAUAUUCAGAACCCUGUUUCUAGGGUCGUGGGCUUCGAAUCAGGCGGAACAAGUUCUAUAACUGAUGGAUUCAAGGGAGUUUCAGAUGUUCGUGUUCAUUUUUCUACUGGCAAUAAUGUCACACUAAAUGAAAUUGAGUCCGGUGGGUCACUAGCCAGGAAGCGCUUGUUAUCUCCAUUGAGCAGCAUGCUUUCUCCAUGCCAAUUUGGUGGUGAUCCGCUAGACAUUGGGAGCAGAAAUAUGCAGGCCAAUUCACCAGCCGCGACUGAUAAUUGUAGGAUUUCUGUUGCAAAAGAUAAUAAGAAAGCAAAUGUUGGCAGCCAAAACCAUUUUACAACCUGUUCCUUGACUAGUUGCUUGGAACAGAAGAACAUACCAUAUGAUAAUGGUGGAAAGGAAUCCAUGUUAUUCACUGAUGGCCCUUUGCUGGAAAACAAGGAACUACCAGCUUAUAAUAGUUUUGUAUCUUCAUCUGGACUUGAUCACAUCAGGGAAUUAGGUAAGGUCAGGUCUCAAAGUGGGGCGAUAACUAUAUCACCCAAAAAGGUCAGCUCACCUCCACUUUCUUUGUCACCUCUUGGUCCAAGAUUUUCUGAAAGAAUGAAAACUGCAGGAGGAUGCAAGACUGCCAAGAAUGAGUUGGAGGACCAUCGUUUAACCUUCAAAAAUAUAGAAGGAUCACUUGAGAGAUCUGACAGAGACAUUAUUCUUGCCCCUGAAGAAGAGGAUUGUAGGACUGCAAGCAGAUCAUUUGAAGACAUUUAUCUUUUGCGAAAAGAGUUUCAUCCAUCUUCCUUUGAAAGUAAUACUGACACUAGUUGGCCUUUUUCCCAAGAGUCGGCCCCAACCACGCAAUGUGCAAGAUUAAUUAGAAGUCUAAGUGGACUUCCUGUUAGGAGAUCCCUGGUUGGUUCAUUCGAGGAGUCUCUACUGUCUGGUCGUUUCUUAUCUGGAAAACUCAGUCAGAGAAUUGAUGGUUUUCUAGCUGUACUAAGCAUUACUGGAGGGAACUUUUCACCACAAUCAAGAAAGCUUCCAUUUUCAGUGACCAGUGUAGAUGGAGAUUGCUACUUGCUGUAUUAUGCAUCCAUAGAUAUUGCAGGAAAUUCAUCAUCAUCAAACAAUUGCAGAGGCCAGAAACUGAAACGAGGCCUUAGCAAUGAUGAUUCACCAACUGUCAAGAGCCGCCUGCGCAUCCCUAUGAAAGGGCGCAUACAACUGGUUCUCAGCAAUCCGGAGAAGACACCUCUUCACACUUUCCUUUGCAACUAUGAUUUGAGCGAAAUGCCAGUUGGUACCAAAACGUUCUUGCGCCAAAAGGUUACCUUAGCUUCAUCCAGCCCAAAUUCUGCACAGUUGAAGCAAGGGCAUACGGACAGAGACAGUAAAGUUAUAGAGAAGGGGGGGGCUCCAACCUCACAGAAAAGCCAACCCCUACAGUUGAGUAACGAAGUAAGUAAUACAGGUGGAGUUGACACUGUACGUAGAGUGAGAUCCAUAGAUCAAAAAAAUGAAAUUAGUAGAAGUGAAGACUCUAAAUUGGUUGAGUCAGCAGAUAAAGGGGAGCUGUCCAAGCAAUCCCUGAAUAUGGGAAGGCUAGGCGAUCCAUCCUUUAUGCUUGACCAUGGGUGUGGCACUGUGCAAUGCCAGAAGAGUGGGGCAAAGGGCAAUGACUGUGUGGGUAAAUGCCAUGAAACUCAGAGGAAAUCACAUCAUUGUCCAAAGCUCAAUGAUAAUGCUGCUGGUGCUGGUGCUCUCCGUUACGCUCUUCAUCUCCGUUUUAUUUGCCCUUUCCCUAAAAAAUGUUCUAGGUCAGUUCAGAGAUGCAAAUCUGAUCCACUAUCUCUACCACAAAAUAAAGACACCGGAGGGGAGCGGAAAUUCUACUUAUACAAUGACUUAAGGGUUGUGUUCCCGCAACGCCAUUCGGACGCCGAUGAGGGCAAGUUGAACGUGGAAUACCAUUUCCCAGAAGAUCCAAGAUACUUCGACAUCAACUGAAACUGAAAUGUCUCUAAUUAACCUCACCAAAGCAAAACUUCUUUGCUGUGUUCAUAGUCGUCUAAUCUCAAAAUGACACUAACCCAGAUUCACCUGUAAAUAAUUAGAUUCGAAAUAAUUUGAUGGGUUAAAAUAUUCUCUUAGUCUAUUUCGUAAUGAGAGCCUAAAACUCUUAUCAAAAUAACCCCAAAUUUGUCA
Molecule: messenger RNA, 3269 nt
Organism: Corylus avellana
Lineage: Eukaryota; Viridiplantae; Streptophyta; Magnoliopsida; Fagales; Betulaceae
Product: meiosis chromosome segregation family protein
Source: RefSeq, a predicted model, not a curated record